GCAAGAUGGCCGCCGUCGUUAGCGGCUCAGAUGCAGGCGCUGUGCGCCGUGCGGUCGCGAUCUCUACGCCGUGAGACGGCGGCAUUCGUGUCACAGUGGAAGUCACAACGUCCGCAGCCAACCCCAUCGCCGCGUCAUCCUUCCUGGCCCGAGAAGCAAGAUGAAAUUCACCGAACAUUUGGCCGCGCACAUCACGCCCGAGUGGCGCAAGCAGUACAUAUUGUACGAGGAAAUGAAGACAAUGCUUUAUGGGGCGGUGGAAAGAGCCCCAUCUGCCGAAGUGGUGGAGCAGAGCAUAAUUACAAGGUACCUGGCAUCGUUUGAUGAAGAGUUCUUCCAGUACUGUGACAAAGAGCUGGCCAAGAUCAACACUUUCUACUCGGAAAAACUAGCAGAGGCGACGCGAAAGUUCAGCAACCUCAAGUCUGAGCUGAACAACUACAUCAGCAAGCUGGAGUCGCACCGGCUGAGUAGCAAUGCGGCUGCCGCAGGAGGGGGCCGACUGGGUCUGAUGCGGGCCUUUGACCGGCAGGCACAGGAGGUUAAGAUCCACACACGCAAGAUUCACGACCUGAAGCUGGCCUUCAGCGAGUUUUAUCUCAGCCUCAUCCUCCUGCAGAACUACCAGAACCUCAAUUUCACCGGCUUCCGAAAGAUCCUCAAGAAGCAUGACAAGCUCUUGGGGACGAAUCUUGGUGCCCAAUGGCGCCAGGGCAACGUGGAGGCAGCACCUUUUUACACCAACAAAGAGAUCGACCGGCUCAUCCAGGAGACAGAGAGCUUGGUGACCUCCAUGCUGGAAGGUGGCGACCGACAGAAGGCCAUGAAGCGGUUACGAGUGCCUCCACUUGGUGAUCAGCAAUCCCCUUGGGUGACCUUCAAAGUGGGUCUCUUUUCUGGUGCCUAUAUCGUACUCAUCAUUGCAGUGAUCCUUUCAGCCACUGGUUCUCUCUGUGUUAUGUUCCAAAUCAUGGGUUCUCAAAGUGGGCUCUGCAGAACCCAGGGGUUCCAGAGGCCCCUCCUUGGGGUUCCACGAGGCACUGAUAAAUAUUCCCUGGUUCCGCGCUCGCCAAGUGUGUUUAGCCAGACGCGGGACGACUGGCGCAUCGUGUUCCGCCUCUACCGGGGCACACUGCUUAUCAUCCUUUUUAUGUUCCUCAUUGGAGUCAACGUGUAUGGCUGGCGGACAUCUGGUGUCAACCAUGUGCUAAUUUUUGAGCUCGACCCCCGGAACCACCUCUCUGAACAGCAUCUCAUGGAGAUGGCAGCCAUCUUUGGUGUCUUGUGGGCGCUGAGUGUGCUGGCGUUCCUCUACUCGGGCCCUCUGGCCAUCCCCACAUACGCCAACCCUCUUGCCCUGCUUCUGCUCAUGUUGGUGUUUCUGGUGAACCCGCUGCACACCAUGAGGCACCAGGCACGCUUCUGGCUGCUGCGGGUGCUGGGCCGCAUCUUCGCGGCUCCCUUCUUCUACGUGGGCUUUGCAGACUUCUGGUUGGCUGACCAGCUCAACAGUCUAGUGCCUGUGUUCAUUGAUGCACAGUACUUUGUCUGCUUCUAUGCCACGGAUUUCCAGUGGAUGGAGAACAGCGACGCAGCCCGCUGCAUGAACCGGCCGGUGAACCUUGCGCUGCGGCCCGUGUUGGCAUGCCUGCCAGCCUGGUUCCGGUUUGCUCAGUGCCUGCGUCGGUACCGGGACACGCGGGAAGCCUUCCCACAUUUGGCCAAUGCCACCAAGUACGCCACUACAUUCUUCGUUGUGCUCUUCUCGACCCUCUUCAAUGUCUACAGAGACAGCUACCCAUCAUCGAGCAGCCACCCGUUCUUCAUCUUGUGGAUCCUGUCGGCAGUGGUCAGCUCAUGCUUCACCUACACUUGGGACGUCAGGAUGGACUGGGGCCUGUUUGAUUCCAACGCCGGCGAGAACCGCUUCCUGCGCGAGGAGAUUGUCUACUCUUCCUCGGGCUAUUACUACUUUGCCAUCCUGACAGACCUGGCACUGCGCUUUGGAUGGACAUUGUCAGUGUCCCUGACGGAGCUUGGUGUCAUCCAUUCAGACCUUAUGGUCACCAUCCUCGCCCCCCUCGAGGUCUUCAGGCGUUUUGUAUGGAACUUCUUCCGGCUGGAAAAUGAGCAUCUGAACAACUGCGGCAAGUUCCGAGCGGUGCGAGACAUCUCAGUGGCACCAAUUGAUGCUGGAAACCAAGCACUCUUGGUACGCAUGAUGGAUGAGCCGUGUGGCGUCGUCAACCGUGGGGGCCGACGGGACCUUCGAAAACGUGCCAACAAGCAUAAGAAGUCAUCACCGGAGACUAAGAUACUUCUUGAAACUGCGGAAGGCGACGACACUGCGGACGUCUAGUUAAGCCUCAUCAGCUCGCUGCCUCACAUCGCUCAGGACAUCAUUUGGAGAAUGGCAACAGGCCAGCCUUCUCAGGAGAGUCCCUCCAUUUUCCUUUCACCCUAAGUCUCAUCACCAUUUUUUUUUUUUUGCUGCCAUUGUCCAUGGCUGUAGAGUGAACAGCAGGCUGACACACAUCCUUGCUUUGCACUUUGGCUUGCAUUGCUGGCUGCGUGGGUGAUCACAUCACUAAUGUUAAGACGUAUGUGCUUGUCUCUGGUCAUGCAAGUGAGGGUAUAGAAGUGUCUCUUCUUGAAAUGGUCUAGCACUGUACACAGCUGAUUCUGGGAAGAAAAUUUUUUUUAAUGGUUUCCUGAGGAGCAAAGAGCUAUAGGCUCUUUUUUUAUUCAUUUCAUCGAAAAUGAUGUGGAAAAAGCUACAAGAUUCUCUUACUGUAUUUUGGAAGUUUCAAUGCACAUCUGUCAUUCAGCAACUUGACAUGUCCUGUAUGCAUGAGACCGUAGGAUACUGGUACUUGCAGUGCCUAUUAUUACGCAAUGGAGGUAGAGUUUGAGCAAGCAUAAAGAGUGGUCUGCCUCUGACAAUGUUAAUUUGGCUUUCUAGCAGAGUUGCAUUUAUCGUGAGACCAAGGGUCAGGUGUUUAGCAAGCUGUUGCAUAAGUACAAAAGGUCAUUUCAAAUAUCGAACACACGUCAUUAUCUGCAGAGAAAAACAUUCUUGGCUUGCUCAUCUGAUGACAUCAGCAAUGAAUGGGCUUGCAGUGUUCAAAGCAAUAGAGCACAAAAAAAAAAAAAAAACAGCCAUCGUAGCAUGUUUCGAAAAAGCAUCAUUGCCACGUACUACAGCCAUUAUUUAGCUGUUGAAGCCACCAUUUGCACUCACUGCCGCCGUUAUUUCUACUCUUGCAACUUCUAGCCAACUUGCUUUUGUUGGGACAUUAACUAAUUGCAGAGCAAAAUAUUGCAGUCCUGGUCAGGCUAAUUGUCAUGCACACAUUGUUUGAAAAGAAAAUUCGAACAAAGCUGAAUGCAAGUGUUAGCAUGCUUAAGCUGGAUACCUGGGUGUGGCAAUCAUAAAUGGUUGAUGUUGAAUGUGACUGGCGUUUAUAUGUGUUAUCAGUGUUAUGUUUUCUGGGGCACAUAAUGUAUAUUAAUCGGCAGAGCACAAGGUGCGCAUCCCCUGUACAUUUUCUCAUUCUAGAUUAAGCCAUCCUCAUUGGCUAAUUGUGGAAAAUUCCAUGUAAGGUACAGAAGGAAGGGUAGCGAAGCUGACAAGAUGGCUGGAAGACUUAGGAACCAGCCUACGCUUUCUGUGCUAGGAACACACUCAGAUUAUUCUGUCCUAAGCACUUUUUUUUUUUCAAUUAUGUAUGGUUCACCAUAGUUUGUUUCGAGAAAGGCCCCUCAGCAUCGCACAGAUGAACACUAUAGUUGUAGCACAGCAGAAUACUGUAUUAUAGCAACUUGACCUCCCCAUCUCUGAGUGUAACCUGUGUUCAGAAUGUGAUUUGAAUGAUAGAGGCAUUGUUGCACUUCCUGUUUAGCUUACAACUGGCCAAUAAUCCUUGGCCAUCAUUUUCUAUCGCCGCCACAAAGUAUUUGUCUGUUGUCAUGUUUCGGGUAUCUUUCCAUCGUGCCUUGAAGUGCCGUUGUCAGCACAUGCAAGCAUGUGUUCUUCUUCUGUGAUCUUUUCCAGCAGUGUGCAGCAAAGAACAAAGCAAGGAUGGUUAAGCUCGUGCAAACGUUAGUGGCAAUUACCAGAAAGUGUUAAAGCAGUGUUCACAACAAGGUAGCCAAGCAACUUUGCUUGCCUGCUGCUCCAUUAGGUGCUUUUGUGGUGUUCGAAAACAUAAAAUACCAAUGCAAGUCUGCUAAGGUAGCAGCACUUCCACUUAAAUGGCUGUGCUUUGCUUUCUUUGAUUAGAACUUGAGGCUUUGUAGAAAGUAGUCAGGAAGUAGAGGGCUAAAUUAACCGAUGCAAUGCCAAGUGUUUCCGCAAGAGACUGCCAAAAAUUUUGCGACAGUACAGUAGAGAUUUUAUCCUUCGGCAGCACAUUAUUUGCAUUGACGGACAUCAGAAAUUGCCUGAUAUCAGUGGCAACUCUCUGUUUUAUUGUUUUAUUAACCUUUAAGUUAUUGAUUUUAGGGUGCAGCUUUGAUUUUAACGCACGUCUGUCCUCAUAAAAGUUCACUAGGCAGUGUCAAUUAAUGAGCUUGUCACUGAUGUUGGACAAGUUCUGAUCUCGGCCUGCAUGGGUAACAGGUUGGUGAAAAUGGCGUAUUCUCGAGUACGACAUAUUCUCAGGGAAUUUUUGGCAGUCAGCGGGGAAACAGCUGGUAUACAGAAGUAUGAAAAUGUCAGUUUGUGGUAAAUAAGACUGAAUUUGAGUUAGCUUUGCAUCAUACAGGAUGUGUACUGUCACCAUUUACAAUUGUUUUCCUUGGCCUUCAGUGACUAGGCUAGUAGUGAAUUUGCACAGUAGACUCAGAUGUAGUAACUCACACAUCUAGAAAAACAGGGAUAAAAUUAUGAACAGCUAUCUAGGGUGCUGAAACAGCUAGCUCUGACAGAAACAUAUGUAUUAGUGAUUUGGUCAGACUGGGAAGAAAAUGAAAACAAAUUUGCCAUAAGAAUCAGUAACUUGCAACAAUCAGCAAUGACAAGGACAACAGAGCUGUUUUCCACUAAUUGCUUCUUAACGAUUCAUCAUUGUUUGUUUAGCCGCUAGUCGUAGGUGUGAAAGCAUUGAAGUUGACCUCAGACAGUGUGGCAUCACCCCUGUUGCCCGACUGCCAGUGUGACAUCACCAGUCAGAUAUGAGGAGGUUAUAGGGCUUGAAUAAUUGUUAGUGAUGCAUCUUGCAACAGGGUUUAGGGCUAAUACGUAUCUGUAUUUCUGUAGACAUUUUAUUACAAGUUUCACGUAGUGAAGGCCCCGCAAACUAAGGGGGUGCUGCAAGUAAAAUCCAAAUCCCAGCGUUGGGGUAUGUCCCGAACCAGAAGUAACUAGAAGGCAAGUAAAAAAAAAGUGAAUUGUGCAAGUGAAUUGUGCUAAACAAUUCCGGGCCAAUUUUUCGACUGCACUAACUGCACAGUGCUGCAAUUACAUACCCGGUACAUCCAAAACAAGGUUAUCUUCCUCUUCUUCCACAGUCUUACUGCAACUUUUACUGGCCCACAUUGUUAUUCUCUAUGUUCAGCCAAAGCCACUUAGGUGAACUUGAAACCAAGGGGCAUUGUGUUAGCACCAUUGAUUGAAAUGCGAGUGCCGGUGGAGUGCGUGGUUCUUGCACAGCCUUGUGAAAAGCAACAAGGAGAAGAAUUUCUGAUGUGUCACAAUUGUAUGUUGCAAGUGUGGUCAUUAAUGUAACAUGUCAUAGUUGGUCACCAAUCCUCAUGGUCAUUGCUUUUCGAAAUGAUGGUGAGGAUUGGUGAACCACGCAACCUGACGUUUGCAUCUUAAUUGGUGUUGAUAGUAUAUAUGCAAAUUGCUGAUUGGCUGAGACACAUCUUUUUUGUUUUUGAGGCACAAUUCUUUUUCAAGCGACUCACUUGUUAUUCAUGCUGUUGCUACUUCAACCGUGCUAAAAAGAAAAAAAAGCAAGUCGCUGUUGCAACAUUUCUGAUAGUCGGUUCCAGAAUACACACACGUUCUAGAUGUGUUAAUAUUGCUAAUUUCAGGAGAUGGUACCAUAAACUUGUUCUUUGUGCUCCUGUGCUUCUCAUCUGUGGUUUAGAGACGAGUAUGACUCGUUACGUUUGUCAUUCCACUGUCAUUAAGCUCUAAUCAGAGUUGGGCAUUAUUUGCUGUGCAUUUCGGCAGUUCUUGCCUAAAGUGCAUUUUAUUUAGCUUUCUUUAUUUUGUCUGUUCCAGCUAUGCCUUUAGUCAUGUAUGUAUAUGAUAUGAUGCGAAAAGUGUGUUUCCUAUUGUAACCUGUGGCUUUAUAUUUGGUGCACUCAGCUCUGGUACUCACAUAAACAGCUUCUGUCCUGUGCGCUGGACUCGUUGCAACUGUGAGACAUUGUUUUAUGCUAGUUUGCUUUGUCCUGCAGUAUCCUUUGCCGUAUUUAUGUAGCACUAUUAUUUAAACAGGGUUUUAGAUGCUUACAGCGAAUUUUCAGUCAGUAUUGUAUUGGGGAAUGCAGAAGUCCUAACAUUUUUUUUUCUUGGAGCAUUUUGAUUGUGACACCGGUGUGCUAAUGUAUUAUUUACAAAGUUUGAUAUUUUUAAGUAGAAUUUUUUUUUUACUUUGUUAUGCCAUUUUCCUUCAAAGGCUUUUGAGUUUACAUAGAUUUAGUACUUACACUGAUCUCUCCGCUCACGAAUAAAUGUUUUUUAGCAUCA
This is a messenger RNA of Dermacentor silvarum, 6703 nucleotides long. RefSeq names its product xenotropic and polytropic retrovirus receptor 1-like. The coding region runs from base 161 to 2359 and encodes 732 amino acids. Gene Ontology annotation, biological process: cellular response to phosphate starvation; phosphate ion transport. Gene Ontology annotation, cellular component: plasma membrane; cytoplasm; Golgi apparatus. The record is from RefSeq and is a predicted model, not a curated record. Gene Ontology annotation, molecular function: inositol hexakisphosphate binding. The transcript is spliced from 15 exons. Lineage: Eukaryota; Metazoa; Arthropoda; Arachnida; Ixodida; Ixodidae.